AUGCUCAGGCGGAAAGGUUACUGGCAGGCCGUCCUGUGCACUCGGCGCCCUCGCUUCCUCACAGGAGGGUUUCGCCCCUCUCCUCCGUCCUCACUCCAGCGUGCGCAGGCACCCUGUCUCGACCCUGCGGCUACAUCGACCGCACAUGAGUCACUGGCGCAGUCGCCUGCUUUAGCAGAGGUGGACAUCAUUCACUCAACCACCUCACCCGCCGUCGUGCUGGCAGCGCCGUCUGCGAACGUUCUGGCGACGCGCGCAAAGCCGGUGACGCCUCCACAGGAGACGCUGCGCCACGCGCUCGGCACGCGGGACGCGUACCGCAUCUUUUGCGCGCUGUUACGUGAGCAGCAGACGGUCGUCGGUGCGUCGUGCAGUGAACUGGAGCGCCUGCUCUCCAACAUUGAGGGAGAGGCCGAUUCACUCGCGGCAGCGGCAUGCGCCUGUGUGGCGGUGGCGCUGAGUCCGUCGGAUUGGCCGCCCUGGGUGUCGGCACGGUUUGCUGCUACUGGGACGGCGGCGAUGCCGAUUGCACACAACCGUGCAUCGGUGGACGCGGGGAAGGCGGCAGGCGCUGGUGAGGCAGCCAAGGAAGUGAGAGACGUCUGGGCGGUCGCGUCGCCGCUGCGUGUCACGGCCGCAGUCAUCCUGCGCCGCAUUGCUGCCCGGCUCCCCACCCAAGAUGCGUGCCGCUCGGCUUCAGCGCCUUGUCUGCCUUUGCUCAAGUGGCUCACGCUUCUCUGCGGGGCGGCGCUGGCGCCGUCGUCCAAGACAGCGCUGCACCUCGCGGCUGAGGUCAGUCGCGUUUCUCUCGACGCCGCUGGCGUGGCCCUGGCCGCGUUCUGCGCGUCUCACUCGUUGACUGCCGAGGGUAGCAAGGAUGACGGCGCUUCCUUCGCUGCAGGUCACACUCGGGAGACCUGGUGGCUGUCGCUCUGGAUGCAGCUUACCCAACCCAGCGCUCAGCCGCCAUCGCUGCCCCCCUUCUCGCUCGACGCCGUGGCCGCUUCGCCAGCAGUGGUGGUGUGGUCCAGCGGCCUCAUGUCCGCUGACCUCCGUGAGAGGCGCGUUUCGUGGCAUCUGCACUGUCUCAUCGCCUCAAAGGAGGUACACAGUGCGGCGCGACUCUUGGCUGGUGCGUGCCGCGAUACAUCAAAGGCGCCGCAUGGGGCCACCAUCCCUGUCCUGGCGUCCACCCAGGCGGAGCUCCUCUCCUCUCUCCCACCUCAGCUACUGGAGGAGGGUCGCCUAGGUGAGAAGCUGGCUAUGAAUCUAGUGGAGCACCUUAAGCACAUGCAGUCGCGGCCACGGCGGCCUUGGAGUGGCUCACCACAGUCCCUAUCGUUUGUGCCGACCGUUGCAGCGAACGCUAUCUUGUAUGCACGCAUGCUGCAAUACCUCCUGACAUCCAGCGCGCAAGUGGGCAGCAGGGACAGCUAUGUGCAUUAUCUUCACGAUCUGUCACUACUGCUGUCCCAGAGCAGUAUCUACGCGCUGGCGGCGUCGUUGGUUCCGGCCGAUCAGCCCUUAAAAAUCGUCAUGGUGGCUGCCAAAGACACAUAUCGAGAGGGCCACAUGAAGCAGCUCGUUGGCGCUGUGCGCCAGGUCGUCGAUUCUCUCUGUGAAGAGCCCAUCCCUCGUUUGGCCGCGCCGGCGACCACCGACACCGUCACUGAAAAUGGCGUCGCCUCCACGCGGAGGGCUCUGAAGACCGGCGCAGCGCUCUCCUCCACCGGAGUGGCACCGACGAAGGGUAAGAGGGAGUGUAAGGCGGCGAAGCUGGAGGAGGAGCAGACUGUCCUCGAAUGUGCAGCGGCCAACUCGUGCGGUGCCGCGUCGUGGCGGUGGCGUGAGGAUGCGUUAUCGGAAGUGGACGGCACGGUGCAGGCGGCGGUGCACCUCCUCACGUCGCUCUUGGAGCUGUGCUCUAGCCGCAAGAACAGCCUCCCACUGCGCGUUGCCGAGCCGAAGUGGCGUCGAGAGCUGCGUGAGCGAACCGCCGUGCGUGCACACAAGUUCGAGCUGCUCCUCCAGGAGCUCCCACACACGGAGCUGCGCGCCGUGUUGCAAACCCUCCUGGGGCACGGUUACAUUCGCGAGGGCAGUCAGCUGGGGGUUUCGUUGGUGAAAGGUGACCAGGUGGAUCUGCGAUACUACACCUUGCCCUUGCUGGGGUCGCUUUACUUGGCGGUGUGUGUCCCGCCAGGUCCCCCGACACCUGCUCAAGUCGUAGCUUCGAGCACGUCUUCUUCAUCUUCCAGCGCACCACCCUUCCCCGACGCAGAGGCUGUAACAGAGUCGGAGAAGCAAGCGGUUUACCGGAUGUACCGGCGCCGGCUCGAGAUCUACGGCAAUGAUGAUCUCAGUGCCACUGCACCCUCGUACUCGCCCGCUAGAGACUGUCGCAUCCGCAGCGGUGUUGAGGGCGAGCGUCAUGACGGUGUUGCUGCGCCGACCCGCCACGACUCGGAGGGCUCUGCGGCUGCGGCAACCACUGCGCUUGUACGCAGCCCUGAGAACAAACUUUUUCAGGCACUGGUGCUCGCUAGCACGCGCCCCGCGACGUCUCUCGCAAGCUACGCGACGGCCGAACUCGCAAACUGUUUGCUGAACCGCCGCGUCGAUGUGGCGGGGAGGGGAAUGGUGGUGGACGUCGGGUCUGCUGGAAUUUCCAAGGACCACUCUACCGGCAGAGGCCUAGGCGCCGUGUUCGGCCCCUGGCUUCGCACAGGGGUGGUCACAUGGUGA
Molecule: messenger RNA, 2745 nt
Organism: Leishmania mexicana MHOM/GT/2001/U1103
Lineage: Eukaryota; Euglenozoa; Kinetoplastea; Trypanosomatida; Trypanosomatidae
Exons: 1
Coding region: 1-2745 (914 amino acids)
Source: RefSeq, a predicted model, not a curated record